Molecule: messenger RNA, 2124 nt
Organism: Closterium sp. Naga37s-1
Lineage: Eukaryota; Viridiplantae; Streptophyta; Zygnematophyceae; Desmidiales; Closteriaceae
Source: the annotation of a GenBank genome assembly
AUGUUCGGAUUCGAUAUAAACAAGCGAGGUUCCCCAGCUGGAGAAAUCAAGAUACCCGAGACGCAGGGACUGGUGGUGGCGCUCGUGUACCUGGUGGUAACCAUCCUUUUCCAGCACUUCUACUUCACGCCUGACUCGCCUUGGCUGCUGGAGUACAAUGCAGCGCUCGCGUGCAUCUGCUACAUGGCCUUCCUGGGCUUCAUCGACGAUGUGCUCGACAUCCCCUGGCGCGUCAAGCUCAUUCUGCCGUCUAUAGCGGCCCUGCCUCUCCUGAUGGCCUAUUCAGGCCACACCACCAUCGUCAUCCCCAAGCCGCUGCGGCCGCUGCUGGCAGGGCUGGCAGGCGAGGAGGUGGCCGUGUGGGACCUGGGCGUGCUGUACAAGGUCUACAUGGGCAUGCUCGUCGUCUUCUGCUCUAAUUCAAUCAACAUUCUCGCGGGAGUGAACGGGUUGGAAGCUGGGCAGACUGCUGUGAUCGCUGCUGCGGUGCUGCUGUUCAACAUAUGGCAGAUUGGCGAGCUGCCGGGCUUGAAGCUGCCACUGCAGCCGGACAUGCAACAGGCGCACCUCUUCUCCAUCUACCUCAUCCUCCCUCUGCUUGCAUGCACUCUCGCUCUCCUCGUCUUCAACUGGUACCCCUCGCAGGUCUUUGUGGGCGACACCUUCACCUACUUUGCUGGAAUGACACUCGCUGUGGUCGGCAUUCUAGGCCACUUCAGUGAGACUCUUCUGUUGCUCUUCCUCCCUCAGGUCAUCAAUUUCAUCUACUCCAUUCCCCAGCUCUUCAAGUUCGUGCCGUGCCCAAGACAUCGCCUGCCCAAGUUUGACCCGGCCACGCACCGCCUGACGGGCAGCAGCGACCUCAACCUCGUCAACCUCUUCCUGCGCCUCUUCGGCCCCUGCACAGAGGAACACCUCUGCAUCCGCCUGCUGCUCUUCCAGGCUCUUCGGCCCGUGCACAGAGGAACACUUCUGCAUCCGCCUGCUGCAACGCCAGGUACUCCCUGCCCUUCCAGGUACUCCCUGCUCUUCCAGGUACUCCCUGCCCUUUCAGGUACUCCCUGCCCUUCCAGGUACUCCCUGCCCUUCCAGGUACUCCCUGCCCUUUCAGGUACUCCCUGCCCUUCCAGGUACUCCCUGCCCUUUCAGGUGCCGCGUGCUCUGUCAGGAGCCCCAUUGGCAGCUCUAGCUAAUGUUGCUGUCACAGUCCUUUCUUAUUCCAACUCCUCGCUCUCCCUCCCCACACUCCCUUCUCACAUUCCUUCUAACUCUGCGCUCUCAAUCGCCCUUCUCACACUCUUCCCUCACACUUCCUCCUCACACUCCCUCGUCAAACUACCUCCUCACAGUUUUUCCUCGCACCCUCACUUCACAUCACUCAGUCAAGUCACAUCUCCUUUUCACAUCCUUCCUAUCCUCAUUCAAGUCCCUUUGCUCUCCUCUGCUUCACAUUACUCACCCCCUUCGUGUUUGCUCCCCUUUUCCCUCUCCCACCCGGCGCUCACCUCUCUCGUUGCGCAUUCUCCUGUCGUUGCAGCCUCUCUUUACUUUCCCUCCCUCUUGUCCGAUGCAGGUACUCUCCUCUCUCCUCUCCUUUGCAUUAUGCACCCCCUUCGCCUUCCUUCCCCUCUUCUUCUUCCCACUCGUCUCUCUCCCCCUCCCCUGCCUUUGCUUCCCUCCCCCCCUCGUCCCAUGCAGGAAGAACACGAUUCGUUUCCGCCGGGCCUCACUGGCAUCACGAGAUGUUGCCAUGAGGACGAUCUACUCGUCAUGGUCGUGAUGGUCGUCAUGAUGGUCGUGAUGAUCGUCAUGAUGGUCGUGAUGAUCGUCAUGAUGGUCGUGAUGAUCGUCAUGAUGGUCGUCAUGGUGGUCAUCAUGGUCGUCAUGAUGGUCGUCGUGGUGGUCAUCAUGGUCGUCAUGAUGGUCGUCGUGGUGGUCAUCAUGGUCGUCAUGAUGGUCAUCAUGGUCAUCGUCGUCCUUCUUCGCCUUCUUCAGCGCACACGCCUUCACGCACGCCGCGUAAUUCGGCUCGCACCCCACCUUCUUCGCCUGGUAGCACUGGCGGCGGUGGUACAGGCACCAGUCCUUGCAGCCCCACUUGCCGUACUUUCAGCUCUUGAAUGA